AUGGAUGUCUUCUGGGCGGCUCCCCGGUCAUUAGUGUACAACUAUGGCAGCGCUGCAGAAAAGAGCAUGGCCCCUGGAGAGUUCUUCAUUUAUCUCCUGUUCGUAGCUUUCAACAUCAUGCUCACUGCAGGUGGUUAUCUGGGAGCGCCUUUCCUCUUGUCCCCCUUGACCAUGGCCUUCGUCUAUACGUUCUCCCAGACGAACCGAGGAACGAAGACAAGAUUCUGGGUCGUCGACAUCCCGGUGGUAUUCCUGCCAUACGCAAUGCUUCUCGUCGGCAUGGUGACGAACGGGUGGUAUAGUGUGCUGAUAGAUAUCACGGGCAUUGUCGCUGCCCAUACUUAUGAUUUCCUCACACGCAUCUAUCCGACUUUCGGCGGUGGAAGAAAUUUCCUCACUGUCCCCGGCUUCGUGGAGAGAUACUUUACCCACCAUGACCCCAACAGCGGAUACCGAGGAUAUGGAACGGCGAGCCGCGCGCCACGGCCAGCUGGACAACCCUCGUCGGCAUCGACGUCAGGAUCAUCCUGGGGCGGCUGGACCUCUUCGGGUUCUUGGAAUGGCAGAGGCGCUGGCCGGAGACUCGGUUAG
Penicillium crustosum is the source of this 591-nucleotide messenger RNA. RefSeq lists its product as uncharacterized. The coding region runs from base 1 to 591 and encodes 196 amino acids. The record is from RefSeq and is a predicted model, not a curated record. Gene Ontology annotation, biological process: endoplasmic reticulum unfolded protein response. Lineage: Eukaryota; Fungi; Ascomycota; Eurotiomycetes; Eurotiales; Aspergillaceae. Gene Ontology annotation, molecular function: ubiquitin-specific protease binding; misfolded protein binding. The transcript has 4 exons. Gene Ontology annotation, cellular component: Hrd1p ubiquitin ligase ERAD-L complex; endoplasmic reticulum membrane.